CUCACUGCACCACCAGCCCGCACGUCGGUCUUUUGCCCACCUAUCCCCGUCUUCACCGCACUCGGUUGACAGUCAGGUCGCCCCGCGACGCAAGUCUCCGCGACAAUGGACGAAGACCCGCUUCCCUCGUUGUCGCACGCGACCCGGGCCACCACCACCCCAAAUUCGCCUUUCCUUGACCCGCGCUUUCACGCGCUCAAAUCCAGCAGCCCUCCGCCGCUCUUCUCGGAGAACGACUCACUCGACACUGCCGACGUGACCAACUACGAGUCACCGCGGGAGAAGCGGAAGCGCGCCGGCACGUGGUGGCAGACCGGUCCCAAAGCGCCCAAGAGGAGGCAAUUCAACCGCAACUUCGACUCCGGCGUCUACAUGAUGAGCGACGACUCUCAAGUGUCUGCGCCUGCAAGCUCCGUUCUAUCUCAUCUCGGUUUCGACGGCACUUCCGACAUACGCUCGGAUCCUCCACUGGCGCCGUGGCACUCAGACAAUCAGGACGAGGGCAUUGAGCACUCGACCGGACCCUCAAGCGAGCGGACGGCCGAAGCCAGGAGCGUGGUCGAAGAGCAACUUUGUGAGGCCUUGCAGCAUCACCUCGACUCAAACGCGACUUACUUUAGCUUCUCCUUUGGCCUCCAAGACAAUGAACUGCACCAUCUUCGUCAGCUUAAUCAGAUCAUUCAUCUUCCUCCAGGUGACGACAUCGAGGUUCCUACCGAAGGACAGUACCGUUCCAUGAUCCCCGAAAUCCAUCUGAACCUGUCUUUCAACAAGCUUCGCUAUCUUGCGCCUACCUUGUUUCAGCUUCAACACCUUACUACCCUCACCUUGCGCAACAACUGCAUCGAGUCUGUUCCGCCUCAGAUCAAAGAACUCACCAGCCUACAAACACUCGACCUUUGCCACAACUCGAUACGUGAGCUUCCUUGCGAACUACUCGCGCUCUGCGCAAUGUCAGGACCAGGCCGCUUGACACGCUUGGAGCUGGCAGGGAACCCAAUAUAUGAGUUCGAUGACAACAGGCUUAGUUCCAUGCUCUUGUUGCGCCAGAUGGUGACCGUGGAGAUGACGGAGAACUACAUGUAUAAUGCCUCUGGUCAACGCCGAACUGUGCCAGACACGAGGAACUAUAUACGGGGACAUACCGACAUGGAUUGGAGUGCGUUUGAAGAUCACCAUCUCUACACUCCUCCGCCCGUGCACGGAAGCAUUAGCAAUCCCAACGACUUCAACGAUAAGCUCUUCCUGGUUUGUCGGACCGCCGCUUCCUAUUACGACCGAACGGGUUGGCUCUUGAAGAACUCUCCCAUUCUCCCGACACAGCAAGAACCGGGCUCCAGCUACGGGCAACCCUCCUGUCUGACGCACAAUCCGCCCGCCACCGGCAGCGCUCCUGAAGUCUGGUUCGAUCGACCUUCUUCGUCCAAAGUGCCUUCACUGGCCACACUCUCCCUUCUCAAGGCGUACAAGACCGAGCCAGACUGCGUGCGUGAAGAGAUCGAGUAUUGCAACGACGGCAUCAUACCUCCGCAAGUUGAAGGUGUUAUCGCAAAGGCACAAGAAAACGAGAUGUUGAUGUACAAGCCGCUCCGCAGCUGCCAUUGCUGUGGCAAGGACUACAUCGUGCCAAGGGCCGAAUGGAUUGAGGGAUGGUACUUCCAACACCAGGUUGUCCCGAUCAGGGUGGCGGUAUGUUCUUGGGCUUGCGUUCCAGACGUCAUUGCGAAGAGGCCAGAGCUACUGCGGCUCAGCCAAUACUGGGGAGGGGGUCGAGGAGGACUGCCUGAGCUGCCUUCGGUUGCGCAUGGUCCGCGUAGUCCCUAUAUGUAGAACGGAUCUUCUUCCAAGUAGGGUAUUGAUACCUGCAUAGGGGUUCGGGUCGUCCGCCACCAGGAUAUUUCCUUGUCCGGGCAAGAUGUGCGCAACCUGCCAGCAGUUGUCAGGCAAUUGGAAGGGCAUGUCAGGAUAUCGAUCGGCUUCGUGCAGUUUUCUUGACCAACUCGCACCAUCCAUUGGAUCCAUCUCAUGGUCCUUUAUGUAACAGUCAUCAGAAUUAAGGCACACGAAUACAUGCACCCUU
Messenger RNA from Paraphaeosphaeria sporulosa, 2080 nucleotides. RefSeq lists its product as uncharacterized. Gene Ontology annotation, molecular function: protein binding. The coding region runs from base 106 to 1830 and encodes 574 amino acids. The record is from RefSeq and is a predicted model, not a curated record. The transcript has a single exon. Lineage: Eukaryota; Fungi; Ascomycota; Dothideomycetes; Pleosporales; Didymosphaeriaceae.